AUGAGAAGACAAGCAUUAAGACCCCUGUCUCACAGAAGCCUUUCCGUGCAAAGUGAUAUGUUUGGUACCAAAACAUUCUGGUUCAAAGCGCGAAAACGAAUAUAUCGCGUUCAAGCCAAAGUAGGACCAAUAGUAAGGAAGUUGAUUCCUAACUUUUUGGUAGCACACUAUACAUAUAUCAUACUCUGGUGUAUAGUUGGCUCCAUUUUGAUAUACCCAAAGAAAAACAUCAAAUACAUUGAUGCUUUGUUUUUCGCUGCAGGAGCAUCAACUCAAGCGGGACUAAAUACUGUGGACACAAACAAUCUGAGCUUGUACCAACAAAUUGUGAUUUACUGUGUGACUAUGUUGACAACUCCAAUAUUCAUUCACUCGGCCAUCGUGUUUUUAAGACUUUUCUGGUUCGAAAAAUCAUUUGAUGACAUUAAGGAAAAGUCGAUGCAGAAUUUCAGAAUGCGUCGAUCUGCCACUCUCGCUCAGUUCAGAACACAGACGAUGGAUACCUCUAGAAGUAUGCGCCAAAACAGAACCAAUACUACAGGUUUCCAGGAUAAAGGGUACAAUACUCAUAAUGCGUCUGAGGAUCUUGGUACAAGACUAAACAAACUCAAUCAACAACAACAAUCAGAGGACGGAGAGCAAAAAUUGGAUAAAGUGUUUGAAGAUGAGUAUACAGUUCCCAUGUCCUCAAGCUCAGGUGGAUCCCCGGAGUUAAAGAACCACGAAAAAGGACAGGAUAUAGAGCUAGCUGAUCUUCACACUUCACAUGAUUACUCAACGGACAUGGGAGGCGUGGUACAUUAUAGUGAGCCCAGCGAUGAAGAAGAUGAGCAAGGAGUUCCCGAGACAAGGUCGAGAGACAUCAAGUUUGUGGAUUUACCGAAGCCACCCAACAAAAGGAGGAAUAAGGAUGUUGAGCCCCGUGAUCUAUAUAUGUCCAUUUCUAUGAUGCAACAGCAAAAAGAUAAUAAUACCGCAGAAGACGAGUCCGGGCCGGCUCUAGUUAUACAGGGCCCUGCAGAGAGGACCGGAAGCAAGCUCCCAGGCCACAUUACCCGCCAUGAGAAGGAAAUGAAACGCAAACAACUGAAGAAAAUCAGAAAAAUGGAGAAAAGACAGGAUGGACAUCCAUCGUCUCUUGCAAAUUCUACAAGAGAAAAAACGAUACAGUUUCAAGAUCCAGCCAGACCUCGCAAAAGCUCAACAAUCAAGUGGGAAUCACAGUCUCCUGUUCCGGAGCCAGAAGCAGAAGACGAAAGUGCUUUGAGCGAUGAAGCAAACUCGAGCUUAGAAGACUCAGGUGACGACCAGCUAGCUAAUGAUGAUCUCAGCGACGAGGAAGAUGGAGCGGGUUUUCGCCAUGUGGGAAGGACGCAGUCUCAUGUUAUGACGGUACCACAUGGAAAAUCUGGAACCAAACUUGAUAGAAGGGCCCAUACUUUUGACGUACCAGUAGAGAAGAAACCGGAAGCGCAUAAAAAAGGCGUCAAUAUUGUGAAAUCUCCAACUUUUGACAAGAUGCUACGCAAAAAUAUGAAAGAUAAGUACAACAGGUUUACCAGAAUUGGAAGACGCCUUACAUCUUCUCGUACGGGCCAUUUCAAUGCAUUCACGGAUGAUAUCGAAACCUUAUCUGAUAAUGAUCUUGCUAGUUUAUAUUCGAGGUCCAGCAAACAUGCUCCGCCCAACUACUUGUCCUGGACACCAACCAUUGGAAGAAACUCCACUUUUGUGGCACUAACAGAUGAACAAAAGGAAGAGUUAGGAGGUGUCGAAUACCGUGCUCUGAAAUUGCUCAGUACCAUUCUAGUUUCCUAUUACAUUGGAUUCCACCUGAUAGGAAUCAUAUGCUUUGUUCCUUUCAUAACGAAGAGAUUGAAGUACCUGAACAUAAUUAGGAGUGACGGCGUUGCCCCGGCAUGGUGGGGGUUUUGGUAUCCCCAAACAUGUUUUAACGAUUUAGGAAUUACCCUUACCCCAGACUCAAUGAUGUCAUUCAAAGAGAAUGCAUUUACUCUAAUCUUGGGAGGAGUCUUGAUUGUGGCUGGAAAUACUGGAUUUCCAAUUAUCCUUCGAUUCAUCAUUUGGAUACUACAUCGCUUUUCAAAACCACUUACGCUAUACAGAGAGUCGUUGGCAUUUUUGUUAGAACACCCGAGAAGAUGCUUUACCUUAUUAUUCCCGUCGGGGCCUACAUGGUGGCUACUUUUUGUACUGGUUGUGUUGAACUGCAUAGACUGGUUGCUUUUCAUCAUUCUAGAUUUCAAUAAGAGCAUUCUGGAAAGCGUGAGACCGGGAUACCGCGUUUUGGAUGGACUUUUCCAAGCUAUAUCCACUAGGACAGCAGGCCUUUCAGUGGUGGAUUUGUCUCAAUUGAGUCCUGCUGUACAGGUAAGUUACCUAGUGAUGAUGUACAUCUCUGUCAUGCCAUUGGCAAUCUCUAUUAGAAGAACCAACGUCUACGAGGAGCAAUCUCUAGGCGUUUAUUUCGACAACAACGACGCUAGUUCUACGAACGGCACGAAUAACACUAAUAACAAUAAUGAAAAUGGGAAAAACAACCAGACGAUAUCGUUUAUCGGCACACAUCUGCGCAAACAGCUGUCUUUUGAUUUAUGGUUCUUGUUUCUUGGUCUGUUUAUCAUUUGCAUUUCAGAGAGUGGAAGAUUGACUCAAGGUGAUAUACAUUUCACUAUCUUUAGCUGUCUUUUUGAGAUCACUUCUGCUUAUGGUACUGUGGGUUUGAGUCUAGGAUACCCAAACACAACACCGUCGUUUUGCGGACAGUUCAACACAUUAUCCAAAGUGGUGCUUAUUGUCAUGAUGGUAAGAGGUAGACAUAGAGGUUUGCCUUAUGCAAUAGACAGGGCUAUCAUGCUUGAGACCGACAAGAUCAAGAUGCGGGACGAUCUGCAAGCCCACCAUACUCUGAGACGGGCCCACACUAUGCAGACAUCGCCGACAUAUGGAUCAUCGCACCAUGGCCCUUUGUUGAGGGUCAACACGACUCGUAACGAGGGCUUCGAUACGAGCAACAUCUGGCCAUUUAUCAAGAGGAAAGCUUCUGCGGUGGCGGGAGAAUUCAGGAGAAACUUGCAAGCCAGGGAUUAUGAUUCUGAGGAUGAAGAAGCUCUCGAAUUUGAUGAUGAGUCUGUUCCUUCAUACAGCGGCUACAGAGAAGCGGAAGAUAACAGAAGGGAUGUGAUGGACGAACAUAAAAAUGAGGGACCCUCACUUUCGCCAAUCGAACCCGCAUCUGGAGCAUCAUCUUCUAGAUCCAAGCGUCAUAAUUCACUCUAA
Ogataea angusta is the source of this 3300-nucleotide messenger RNA. RefSeq lists its product as uncharacterized. Gene Ontology annotation, biological process: potassium ion import across plasma membrane; intracellular potassium ion homeostasis. Lineage: Eukaryota; Fungi; Ascomycota; Pichiomycetes; Pichiales; Pichiaceae. Gene Ontology annotation, cellular component: plasma membrane. The record is from RefSeq and is a predicted model, not a curated record. The coding region runs from base 1 to 3300 and encodes 1099 amino acids. Gene Ontology annotation, molecular function: high-affinity potassium ion transmembrane transporter activity. The transcript has a single exon.